Molecule: messenger RNA, 1095 nt
Organism: Dermacentor albipictus
Lineage: Eukaryota; Metazoa; Arthropoda; Arachnida; Ixodida; Ixodidae
Product: alpha-tocopherol transfer protein-like
Cellular component (GO): membrane
Molecular function (GO): phosphatidylinositol bisphosphate binding
Source: RefSeq, a predicted model, not a curated record
GACUCCGCGCCGACGCUAGGAAGUCGUGCCAGCCAAAACAAGUUGCUGCUUGCGGCGUGCGUGCGAUUGUGCCGGUGCGCUGGUUGACAGCGCGCCCUGAUAAGGGGGCUCAACGCGUUCGCCCCCAGCGCUAGGAAACGAAGUUGGAGGAGCUUUUGACAGUCGACAAGCGGGCAAAUUCACUUCAAAGUUCGUUUCAGGGAGCAAAAAGAAGCAAUCAGCAUGGAAGAAAUAAAUGGGGACGAACCUGAAAAGAUCGCCGCGUCUCUACAGAAUUUAGAGAAACUUAUUCGUGACGAAAAGUUGCUGGACUGCCCCAAGGACGAGCGGUUCUUGAUGAAGUUCCUGCAUGGUCGCAAGUACGACGCUGACAAAGCGUUCAAGACUGUUCAGAAAUACUUUACGGCGAGGCAAAGCUACCCUGCUAUUUUCGAGAGUUUUUCACCGUCCAAAGUGCUCUACGACACCAUCUUCCGGGAAAACAAACUCCUUGCUUUGUCCUCAAGACGGGAUUCGCUGGGGCGAGCUGUCAUGCUCGUCAGAACAGGAGCCUGGGACGCCUCCAUCUGCACGCUCGACGAAUUCACGAAAGCGUGCAUGAUGCUCGUUGAGUGGAUGCUUUUCGACGAGGAAGUCCAAAAGCGUGGAGUGGUUUACAUACUCGACUACAAGGGUCUCGGUCUGCACCACCUCACGCAGUACACGCCUUUCGCAAUUCAGAGGAUGAUCCACAUUGCUCAGGACUGCUACCCUGUAAAAGUAAAAGCUGUUUACGUUGUCAACAGCCCACCCGUGUUUGACAUAUUCUUCUCGAUUACAAAGAAUUUCAUGAAAUCCAAGCUAAUAGAAAGGGUUCAGCUCUUCGGUGACGAUAUGGAGAAACUUCGCGACCUUGUUCCCGACGAUGUGAUCCCAAAAGAAGCCGGAGGAACACUGGAGAGCUACGACUACGACAAGCUGGAGAGGGAUAUGCUUAGUCAGAGUGAUUACUUCGAAGAAUUGGACCGCUACGGUUACGGCAAGGAAAGCACUCGCUGCUAGCCCAUCUGUACAUACAUCUGUAUAAUUCCACUUACAAAGUCGCAUAUUUUUCUA